UCAUACUCAUCAUGUCCCAAAACUCAAUUGCCUGUGUUGCCUGUCGUCAAGUCUCGCAUUUAUUCGCAUUGUCGUGACGUUAUUCACGAUCUGUCGAUCUGUCGAUCGGUUCUGUUACGUGACGCGUCCAGUGAGCUGAUCUUUGAUUUCUUUGAACGAUCCGAAGACGCGAUGGCAGGGAAAUCACCGAUUAAAUCACCGAGAGGUCAUAAAAUGCCCGAGCAGAUACCGGCCGGAGAGAUUUUCAGGGACAUGGCGAUGGGUCAGUGGAUCCUCGGCAAGUCGAUCGGCGUCGGCCGUUUCGCGGAGAUUUACUCUGCUGCACCAUAUUCUGAAAAAAUUCCUAAAGAUUAUCCUAAUGUUAUAAAAAUUGAACCAAAAGGAAAUAGCUCGUUAUUUAAGGAAAUGCAUUUUUAUAUGAGACAAUGUAAGCCAGAUGAAAUUGUUAGCUGGCAGGAAAAAAAGGAUCUUGCUGCGCUCGGAAUCCCUAGAUAUGUUGCUUCUGGAAGUCAUGAAUAUAAAAAUAAAGAAUAUCGAUUUUUAGUAAUAGAUCGAUACGGAAAAGAUCUAUGGAAAAUAUUUGAGGAAAAUAACAAACAGUUUCCAGAACAUGUAGUGUAUAAACUAGCUUUGCAAAUAAUAGAUAUAUUGGAAUAUAUUCAUCACAAGAACUAUGUACAUGGCAAUAUCAAAGGUGAAAAAUUGCUACUGGAUCUGCAUUCCUAUGAUCAAGUCUAUUUAAUUGACUUUGGUUUAGUUUCUCGUUGGACAUCGAGCACUGAAUUUAAAGUUGACCCAACAAAAUCACAUUACGGUACUUUACAAUACACAAGCAGAGAUGCUCAUAUGGGAGUGCCAACACGUCGUGGAGAUAUUGAAAUUGUGAGUUAUAACAUAAUUAUGUGGUUAUGUGGUUCGCUACCAUGGGAAAAGUUACUUGAACCAGUUGCCGUUCAAAUACAAAAAGAAAAAGCUUUCAAUAAUAUAGACAGUUUCCUGGCCAAGUGUUUUCAUGGAUCUGUUCCACAAGCUGUACAUAAAUUUAUGACUUUACUAGCCAGUAUAAAAUUUAAUGAAACACCGUCUUAUGAAAAAUUUAAAGAAAUAUUAAUAGCUGGCAUAAAGAAACUGAAUCAUAAACCGGAUGGGAAAUUAAAAUUGUACAACAUUAGCGUGGCAACUCAACAAGCUACCUCUAAAUAUACUCCACAAAAAAUUAAAAAACCCAUAAAUGAAAUCAGAAAGAGUCCUUGUACGAAAUAUUUAGAUGUUUCAAGUGCAAACAUUUCUAUGGCGAACUCAAGAAAAAGUACUAUGGGUGUUGUAAUUGACAAAAAACGUUGUAAUAAAAAGGAUAUUGAGAAAGCAUUAGAUGAUAUGGAUUCUGAUGAUGAAUAUGAUGUACAAAUUCUUAAAAAAGCGAAAAAAGAAUCUACUGAAAAAGCGAGUAAGAUAACGAAGAAUACAGCUUCAUCACGUCGAAAAAAUAUUUUAAUCAAAGAUGACUCUGAAGAUGAUUCUGAAGAUGAUUUAACAUAGAGCCGUCACCAAAACGUCCAAAUAAAACACAACGGAAAAAGCCGGUUACAAAAUAGAACCUGCAAGACGAGCAUGGAAAAUCGUCUAUCUUCCUCAUCCUGAUCUUUGUAUUUUUCUUUCAUAUGAACUACUUAAUUGAUACGAAACGGAGAAUUAUCGUGGAAGCCACAAUAGUGUUCCAGCAAGUAUGUACUCCACGUAUGUACGUAUAAUUU
Temnothorax curvispinosus is the source of this 1754-nucleotide messenger RNA. Its product is annotated as serine/threonine-protein kinase VRK1-like. Gene Ontology annotation, cellular component: nucleus; cytoplasm. Bases 172 to 1539 code for a protein of 455 amino acids. Gene Ontology annotation, molecular function: ATP binding; protein serine/threonine kinase activity. NCBI's taxonomy places the organism in Eukaryota, Metazoa, Arthropoda, Insecta, Hymenoptera, Formicidae. Gene Ontology annotation, biological process: peptidyl-serine phosphorylation; signal transduction. The record is from RefSeq and is a predicted model, not a curated record. The transcript has 7 exons.